Messenger RNA from Kwoniella mangroviensis CBS 8507, 2718 nucleotides. RefSeq lists its product as uncharacterized. Lineage: Eukaryota; Fungi; Basidiomycota; Tremellomycetes; Tremellales; Cryptococcaceae. The record is from RefSeq and is a predicted model, not a curated record. Gene Ontology annotation, molecular function: aminoacyl-tRNA deacylase activity; tRNA binding; isoleucine-tRNA ligase activity. Bases 1 to 2718 code for a protein of 905 amino acids. Gene Ontology annotation, cellular component: mitochondrion. The transcript has 15 exons. Gene Ontology annotation, biological process: isoleucyl-tRNA aminoacylation; mitochondrial translation.
AUGACCUACGGAGCGCUGUUCCGCUUGCCGGCAGUCUCCCUUCGACCCAGCUUACAACACCUCGCAGCAUCGUCUUCUUGUCGAUCUAGGCUACGAUACGCUAGUACAACAUCGCAGGCUGCGGAAAAGAUAGACAGCAGAAAGGCCUUUUCCCACACUCUACUCCUUCCCAAAACAAACUUUCCGCUCAAACAUAAAGAUGUGGUGGAAGCAGAGAAGAAGUAUCGGUUGAAAACUUCAGAUCUACUUUAUAAAGAGCAGAUAAAUAGGAAGGACAAUCCACUCUUUGUCUUGCAUGAUGGUCCACCGUACGCCAAUGGGAAUCUGCAUAUGGGUCAUGCAUUGAAUAAAGUGUUGAAAGAUAUCAUAAAUCGUUACAAUCUGAUAAGGGGGAAGCGUGUCCAUUAUGUGCCCGGAUGGGAUUGUCAUGGUCUACCUAUUGAGCACAAAGCGUUAGCAGCGAUUGGAAAAUCGCACACUGCUUUGAACCCCACGCAAGUCCGUUCCGAAGCUCGAAAGGUAGCUUUGGAUGCGAUAGACGUGCAGAAGAGCGAGAUGAAGGCGUUGGGUGUGAUGGCGGACUGGGACGGAGAAAAUGGGACUUAUAGAACACUAGCUGAAACUGUUCAAGACUAUGGUCGAAAGAGACUACGACCCACCUAUUACUCCCCUUCUUCACGAACUGCGCUAGCAGAAGCUGAGCUCAGCUACAAAGAUGGGCAUAAGUCACGAUCGGUAUAUGUCGGAUUUCCUGUAGCAGAGGAGGACAUGUCCGAGGGCCUUGCCGAGGUGUAUAGGAGGGAAUGUGGCGGGAAGGGUAAAUUGGAACUUGCUAUAUGGACAACAACGCCCUGGACUUUACCGGCCAAUAUGUCGAGCACAGACAGGAUACUGGUCAUUGGGGUUGAUAGAUUAGAGCCAAUGGAAGAGAUUCUAGGUCGAUUAGAUAUCAUUGGUUGCCUGCCUGGUAAGUUCAGUAAUGUCGACAUGAAGCUGAUCUUGAUAGGAUCCAAACUCGUUGGCACUCGAUACACCCAUCUUUUCCAUCCUCCUUCUCUAUCUCAGCCGAAACCUUUAAUCUUCGCAGCUGGACAUGUCACAUCGCAAGCUGGUACAGGCUUGGUCCACUCGGCGCCUGCUCACGGUCACGAAGACUACGAAGCCUUCAUCGCAGUGGGGAUGUUGCCGGAAGAGUUACGUUGCCCCGUUGACGAUGAUGGUCGUUUUACCAGUGAUCUUGAAAGUUGGGUGGAAGGGGUUAUUGCUUCCUCUUUGGUAGGAAAAGAGGUCUUAGGAAAGGGAUCGGAUGCCAUGGUGGAUUUGUUGAGCCGAAGCGAUGUGCUUCUUGCUGAGCAGAAAAUUGAACAUCGUUAUCCUUACGAUUGGAAAUCCAAGAAACCCAUCAUAGUACGAGCGACUCCUCAAUGGUUCGCUGAUGUGGAGGGUGUCAAAAGUUCUGCCGUUGAAGCGAUGGACAGGGUACAUUUCCACCCUGCUAUAUCUCGUAAACGAUUAGAAGCCUUCAUCACAUCAAGAUCCGAAUGGUGUAUAUCCAGGCAGCGGAGCUGGGGUGUACCCAUUCCGGCGCUUUUUGGACCAGAUGGACCUAUCAUGGAUAGCACAACGCUUGACCAUAUCAUAGGAGUACUAGACAAGAAAGGUGUGGAUCAUUGGUGGGAAGGGAAAGAUGAGGACUUUGUACCACCACAUCUACAAGGUCAGAAUAUCACUAGAAGUUUUGACACAUUAGAUGUUUGGUUUGAUAGUGGUUCAUCAUGGACACUUUUGGAAGGAUUAUCCCGCCAACCUCUGGCUGAUGUCUAUCUGGAAGGAUCGGAUCAGCAUAGAGGAUGGUUCCAGUCGUCAAUGCUGACUAAACUCAUAUCAUCAACCGAGAAGAUCCCACCGUAUGGAACGGUGAUCACACAUGGAUUUGUGAUGGAUGAACAGGGGGACAAAAUGAGUAAAUCGGCUGGCAACGGUCUGUCGCCUAUGGAGAUCAUACACGGAAAGAAGAUCGAUCGUUAUAUUCUUCACGAGAUGAGUCACCUUGAAAGCGUAGCACAAGAAGCAUACGACUCUCAUAUAUUCAAUAGAGUCUUACAUUCGGCUACCACAUUCGCAACCUCCACUCUAUCUGCAUUCUAUUUUGACAUCAUCAAAGAUACCAUGUACUGCGACGAUCUAGAAAGCCCAACCAGAAAGGCGAUCGUUCUGGGUCGCAUGACGAGUCUGCUAGCUCCCAUAACACCGCAUUUAGCGGAGGAAAUCUAUGAGAAUAUCGGCGGUAAAGAAGCUUCAGUGUUCCUUGAGCCCUGGAUUCCAGAUCUCUCUUGGUUGAACCCGACGGUAAAAUCUAAGAUGAGUCAGAUCAUAUCACUUCGCGCAGAAGUGCAGAAGCUGGUUGAGAACGCUCGAGCCGAAAAGCGUAUCAAGGUUGGGAAUCAGACGGAAGUCUAUCUGAGUAAGAUUUUGGGUACCGGGAACAUUGGCACUCUUUCGGCAAUGCUUGGUGUAUCUUCCGUCGGGGACUUGUCAUCUGCCGAUAAACGCGCCAUGGCAUGGACGUAUGAGUCAUCGUUGGAGGUAGAGAACGAGACAAUCUCGCUACUUCUUGGUCCCGCUACACGGUCUCAAUGUCCUCGCUGCUGGCUUUACAACGCGGAAAAAGAGAAUUCGUUAUGUUCCAGGUGCGAAGAGGUUAUCAACGUCACGUGA